AUGGGAGACGAGGAGGAAAAAGCAGAAGCGUCAGGAAUGCAGAUGAUGGGAAAUCAGGAGAGUACGGCGGAUCCAGAGAUAGAUAUCGACGUUCUGAAACGUGAGAAAACGAAAGCUAAGUCACAAUUCACGAGAGCUAAGCAUCACUUGUUGAACUUAUUAGAUUCUGAUUUACCUAGUCGUGGGGAAUUAUGUAAGGCUCGAGAACGCCUGAUUGAUUUACAAGAACCGCUCAUUAAUUGCUUGUUGUCGCUUUCCGCGGAGUACAAGAAGGCAAACGACAUUACAAAACUAUCAAAGACAGAACAAGAAAUUGAAAUGAUUGAAGAUAAUUUUGAAAAUUGUCAAGACAGAGUUCAGGAUUAUCUAGAUGCACGAAGGAGUGAUCCGCCGAGUGUUGCGACAGAUUCAUUACAUGGAAGUGAAUACUUUGUGAAUGAAGAGGAAAUUCGGGCCAAGAAAAAAGCAGACUCUAUUCGUGAGGAGGUGCGCAAAUUUGAAGAAACGAAAAGAGAAUUGGAGGAAGAAUUUAAGACAAAACAUGAACAGUUGAAUGAAUCUAUCAACGCUGGAUACAGAGAACUGGAACAAGUUGAAAAUGAAGCACAAAGGAAUUUUAGUGGAAUGAAUGAUGGUUUUGAAGAUGUAGACAAUUGUGAAAGAGAGGACUGUGAAAAUACUGAUGUUAAUCAAGACUCACACAUUCCCUCAUCAUCUGAGAAACAGGUUAAAGUGACCAAUGAUUCUGUGAAUGGCCCUACCGUUGGAAGUGAUUUGUGGAAACAGAUGAAGCGUGUAUCGAUUCCUGUCUUUUAUGGUGACAAAAGGACAUACGAGAGUUGGAAAGCUGCCUUCUCAGCAUGUAUUGAUAAAGCUCCAGCGACUCCAGAAUACAAACUUUUACAGUUAAGACAGUAUCUUUCCGGUGAAGCCUUGAAAGCUGUAGAAAACCUUGGACAUUCCGCUAUCGCCUAUGAAGCAGCCAAAGAUCGUCUUGAGCGGAAGUUCGGAGGACAACGACGGCAAGUCAUGCGACAUCUUGAACAGUUGGAUUCCUUUAGACCUAUACGUGCAGGAAAUUCAAAGGAUUUGGAAAAAUUCGCAGACAUUCUGGACAUAGCAGUCAUUAACCUAAAGGAUGCAGGUAGAACGGAUGAACUCAAGAAUGGAUCACUGUACGUCAAACUUCAAAAGAAAAUCCCAGAGUCCCUGCUGUCUACAUACCACCGAUGGGUGUAUGAGAAGAAAAAGACUGAGUCAGUGGAAUCUUUGAGGGAAUGGAUCUUGCAGGAAUCCGAAUUCCGAACAGUGGCAAACGAGACUGUGUAUGGUCUACAGGUUGAUUCAAACAAUAACUUUGAUAGUAAAAAGUGCAGCCGUGACCGAAAUCAUGUUAAUGUUCAUCAAAGAUCAUUUUUCACAAACACUAAGACCUUCAACAAACUAUGUCAGAUGUGUCAAGGACAACAUGGGAUAUGGUCAUGUGAGCAGUUCAAGAAACUUGAAGUGUCCCAGAAAUGGAACUUUGUCUGUCAGUCGAAGCUGUGUUUUCGUUGCUUGGGGUCAGGACACUUGGGAAAGACAUGUAGAAGGAGCAGACCUUGCGGCAUUGACCAUUGUACCGAGACACAUCACAGACUAUUGCACAUUGAAAAUCGAGCUGUGAACCAAAACACAGAUGGAUAUCAACGUGAUCUAUCUGCAUCAGUGUUGAACCAGAAUGCUCCAGAAUUUCGACCCUAUAGAAAUCCACAGAGACCAACUUCUUCUGUAAGAACUGCUGAAAACAGUAAUGUUGAUACCCAGAUAUCAGUGAAUCAAGACAGAACUUUGACAUGUCAUGGAGGGGAGCCACAAUUUAUCGCCCUACGAACCAUUCCAGUAAUAGUAAGAAAUGGAUCAAAGACAAUGAGAGUAAACGCACUGCUGGAUGAUGCCAGUACACGGACCUACAUUAAUGCAGAUGUUGCAGCAGAAUUGGGUUUACAUGGCAAACUACAGAGAAUUACCGUAGGAGUUCUUAAUGACAAAACUGAGUCAUUUGAAACUAUGCCAGUAGAAUUCCAAAUAGAGAGUGAUGAUGGGAGGACAAAGACUAAAGUGGAAGCCCUAACAGCUGACAAAGUUACCGGUGAUAUGUGUGUAAUCAACUGGAGAAAAUAUCAACACAAAUGGGACCAUUUGAGAGGACUUGAAUUCCCAGGAGUGGGUAAACAUUCUAUGGUGGAUAUUCUGAUUGGAAUGGACCAGAGUGAACUUCAUUAUGCUUAUCAAGAGAUCAGAGGUCGACCAGAUGAACCAGUGGCCAGACUUACUCCAUUAGGAUGGACUUGUGUCGGGAAAAUUCCUGGUAGCAAUGAGAUAUGUGUUCAAACUCAUUUCAACAGAACUUACUUUAUCCAGAAUCAGAAAAGUGAUAAUGAAUCGGACAAGAUUUUGUGUAAAUUCUGGGAGAUGGAAAAUUUCAGUGAGCCACAGAAGAAACAGUCAUUUAGUCUAGAGGAGAGAAGUGUGUAUGAAAAAGUGAAAGAUUCAUUGAAGUUUGUUGAUGAUCAUUAUGAAGUAGCUAUUCCUUGGAAGGAAGAAAAGCCUGAUUUACCAUGUAAUUACGACAUGGCACUACAACGUUUAGAGAACACUGAAAAGCGAUUGAUGAAGAACCCGGAAGUAAAAGAUUCUUACUCAAAGACUAUUGAACAGUAUCUGGAGAAAGGAUACAUACGCAAGAUUAAUCAGGAUGAGGAAAAGUCCGGAAAAUGGUUUCUUCCACAUUUUCCUGUCAUCCGGCCAGAUAAGAGCACAACAAAGACACGUAUUGUGUUCGACGCAUCAGCAAAGCAUUGUGGUGUCUCAUUAAAUGACAUGAUUCACUGCGGACCAAAACUUCAAAAUGAACUCUUUGAUGUGUUACUAAGAUUUAGAAGAAAUAGUGUGGCAAUAGUAUGUGACAUUGCAGAAAUGUACUUAAGGAUUAAGGUUCCACAGGAUGAUAGACCUUAUCAACAAUUUCUCUGGCGUGACGUUAAUACAGAAGAGAAACCAGAUGUGUAUGAAUUUAGCAGUGUUGUAUUUGGAAUAAAUUCGUCGCCAUUUCAAGCACAGUUUGUAGCACAGACCCAUGCUGAGACUAACAGAGAAACUUACCCUAUGGCAGCAGAGACUGUUUUGAAAUCCACCUACAUGGAUGAUAGUAUGGAUUCAGUAUCUACCGAGGAAGAUGGAGUCAAACUCUACAGGCAGCUAUCUGCAUUGUGGGAAAAGGCCGGCAUGUAUGCCAGGAAGUGGCUAUCAAACUCAGUGGGUGUACUGCAGCAUAUCCCACCAGAAGAUGUUGUUCCUGAAGUUGACCUGCACGACAACAGCUUACCAUCCGUAAAAACCCUUGGUGUGCUAUGGAAGGCCAAAGAUGACAUCUUUACAUUCAAAGCAAGUCCACCAGAGGAUGAUUUUACUUACACAAAGCGGAACUUUCUACGGAAAAUCGCAAUGCUGUUUGAUCCUUUGGGAUUCCUAGGACCGUACACAAUAAGAGCUAAAGUUUUGUUGCAAGAAAUGUGGACUGCAGGUCUUGACUGGGAUGAUGUGUUGAGCAAAGACCUCCUAUCAAAAGCUGAGAAGUGGUUUAGAGAAUUGACUGAGCUAUCGCUUAUUGAAGUACCGAGAUGUCUACGUCUAUCUAAUGGUGAGAUUAUAUCGACUUACCUUCAUACCUUUGUUGAUGCUUCCCAGGACGCGUAUGGAGCUGUAGUUUACCAGAGGUGUAUCUAUGACGAUGGAAGUGUAUCAGUCAGAUUCGUGACUGCAAAAUCCAAAGUAGCUCCACUUACCACAGUCAGCAUACCUAGACUGGAAUUGAUGGGUGCAAUAUUGGGAUUAAGGCUAACGCUUUCAGUGACAAGUGCUCUGGAGAUGGAUGGUGACCAGUGCACGUUUUGGACGGACAGCAUGAAUGUGCUGUGCUGGAUCAAGGCACAAAGUAGAAGUUUUAAGCCCUUUGUAGCAAAUCGUAUUGGGGAGAUACAGUCGGCCUCAAAUCCAAAGCAGUGGCAUCAUGUGCCAACAGAAAUCAACCCCGCUGAUAUGAUAUCCAGAGGAGUGACGGUUUCACAGUUACAGAAAGACAGUGUCUGGUGGAGUGGGCCUCACUUUCUUACCUUGGAUGAAUCACAGUGGCCGAAUCAGAAAGUUGAAAAACAGGACUCUGACAAGGAAAGAAAGAAGUUAAGCAGAGAAGUUGUCAAUGAUUCAUAUUCAUUCUUGGCAAGAUCAGUGGGCUAUAGAGACACAGAGUGUUGUUUGAACCCAGAAUCCUAUUCCAGCUGGAUACGGCUUGUAAGAAUUCAAGCUUGGAUAAAUCGUUUUGUAAAUAACUGCAGAAUGAGCAUCAAGGAUAGAUGUAAAGGUGAAUUGAAUGCUGAAGAAGUUGAAGGGGCGGAAACUCAAAUCAUUAGAACAGCCCAGAAAUGUGAGUUUCAUUGUGAAUACAGAUUGUUGAAACAGAACAAACCUCUUCACCAGAGCAGCAAGUUAUUGAGUCUGAACCCUGUAAUUGAUGAAGAUGGACUCCUGCGGUGUGAUGGACGUUUGAAAUAUGCAGAAUAUUUACCAUAUGAUGUUCGAUACCCUGUCAUUCUCCCUAGAAACAAUCGUGUCACUACACUUAUUAUCAAGUAUCACCACGAAAAAGGAAAACAUGUGACAGGAACAAAUCACACACUAUCUAUGAUCUCAUCACAGUUUUGGAUAAUAUCCGCACGAGAGGAAAUACGGAAGUGGGAACGACAAUGCAAUAAAUGUUGCCGCAACAAAGCCAGACCAGCAGAACAACUGAUGGGUCCCCUUCCAUCAAUUCGUACAAAGCAGCCAUUACACGCAUUUUCUCGAACAGCGGUUGAUUAUGGAGGACCUUUCAUUACGAAGCAGGGACGCGGAAAACGGCGAGAUAAGAGAUAUCUAUGUCUCUUCACGUGCGUGAUGUCAAGAGCAGUGCAUCUAGAAGUUGCCUUCGGACUUGAUACAGAUUCGUUCCUCAACGCAUUUUACCGGAUGGUUAGCCGAAGAGGUCUACCUACAGAAGUUAUAUCGGACAAUGGAACAAAUUUUGUUGGUGGCAACAACGAGCUAACGGAACUAGUUGGAUUAUUGGACCACACAAAGAUUCAACAAUCUACAGCAAACCUUGGAGUCAAGUGGCACUUUAAUCCGCCUCUUGCACCUCAUUUUGGAGGUGUCCAUGAAAUCAUGAUUAAAGCAGCGAAGAGAGCUAUCUAUGCAGUGAUCGGGUCAGCAGAUGUUACAGAUGAAGAGCUGAUGACAGCAUUUGCAGGAGCAGAAGCUUUGAUCAACUCAAGACCCCUGACUUACCAAUCGGCAAACCCAAACGAUGAUGUUCCGUUGACUCCUAACCACUUCCUGCACGGGCAGGUGGGGGGAUUAUUCGCACCGGAAACUGUGGACACAACUGAAUUCAACCCACGGAAACGUUGGAGAAGAAUCCAGGAGCUUGUGAGACACUUCUGGCAUCGAUGGAUGAGCGAAUGGUUGCCAGGACUGAAUGUACGCAAGAAGUGGAAUCGAACUCGCAAAGACAUUAGUGAAGGUGACAUUGUUCUCAUAAUUGAACCUAAUUUACCUAGAGGACAUUGGCAGCUAGGUCGCAUUCUAGAAAUUCAUACAGGCAAAGAUGGACAUGUGCGCGUUGCCAGAGUGAAAGUCGGCCAGAAAUCGAUGACCCGUCCAAUAACUAAGCUGUGUCCAUUGGAGUUCAGUGACUAA
Magallana angulata is the source of this 5775-nucleotide messenger RNA. RefSeq lists its product as uncharacterized. The coding region runs from base 1 to 5775 and encodes 1924 amino acids. The transcript has a single exon. Gene Ontology annotation, molecular function: nucleic acid binding. NCBI's taxonomy places the organism in Eukaryota, Metazoa, Mollusca, Bivalvia, Ostreida, Ostreidae. The record is from RefSeq and is a predicted model, not a curated record. Gene Ontology annotation, biological process: DNA integration.